AUGCGACUAAUCAAUACGAAAACAUUGCAGCUCACUGACUUUCUUGCCAAGCCGCCGCUAUAUGCUAUUUUAUCUCACACAUGGCUGAAGAACGAGGUCUCGUUCCAGGACUUUCAAAAUGAGGGACGAGAGGCCCAAGAAGGCUUUGAAAAGGUCCGAUGCACAUGUGAGCAAGCUCAGAGAGACGGUCUAGAGUGGGUAUGGAUAGACACGUGCUGCAUCGAUAAAAGCAGUAGCGCGGAGCUUAGCGAGGCCAUCAAUUCCAUGUUUAAAUGGUACCGCCUGGCUAAAGUAUACUACUCCUACAUGGCGGACGUUUCAGCAAUUUCUCGACAAUCAAGGUCGAACUCGAGCGCAGGGUCAGAUUCGAGCGCAUGGUCGGACUGUAGCAGCGAUAGUGAUGUCCAUUUCGAGCAGUUCCGCCGGAGUCGUUGGUUCAGUCGCGGCUGGACAUUGCAAGAACUUAUCGCGCCGGAACGGGUCGUGUUUUACGAUGCCGAAUGGGGCGAAAUCGGGGAUAAAAUAGAGCUCAGGGAAAUUAUAAGUCAGGCUACUGGUAUCGAUAUUGGUAUUUUAAAAGGAGGAGACUUAAACGACAUCAGCGUUGCUAGACGGAUGAGCUGGGCAGCUCAACGAGAAACUACAAGAGAGGAGGAUCGGGCGUAUUGUCUUCUGGGAAUAUUCAACGUCAAUAUGCCCUUGUUAUAUGGAGAGGGGGAUAAAUCAUUUAUUCGUCUCCAGGAGGAAAUCUACAGGGAGACAGAGGAUCAGUCUAUUUUUGCGUGGCGUGCUACCGAGAGGUCGGCCGAGCAAGCGCCAUUCCGAGGCAUAUUCGCCUCGUCGCCGGCUGAGUUUAUUCUGUCCGGGGACUUUGAGUCUUUCCAAGACUUGAUUUCGCCCUUUCAUGCGUUGCCUUCAAUCACUGGCAGAGGCGUAAUGAUGAAGGCCAGGACCGAAACUCGAGGCGGAUAUGCAUAUACGACCCAGUCAACUGCUCUGGUGAUCCUCAACUGUCGACCGCAAGGUGAUCUGGGUAAAGUUGUGGCAAUCGAGACUGUCUCUCAAGGUGGUGAUCGAUAUAUCAGAACCAAGCCUUCGAAGCUCUCUUUCCUUCCUUCUACUCUUGCAGAGGACACGACGACAAUUUAUAUCGCAAAAGCCGUUCACAGCCAAGAAAUCAAACCAGUUGCGCAUUUGGAACGACAUAACGCCUUGUACAUUAGUACACUUCCCGAAGAUCUGCUGAUAGACAGCAUACAUCCUCCUCCAUCGGUGCGGUAUAGCCCCGAGCUGCGUCUUAUAGAGCUGAACCAUCGGGAACUUGCAAGGACAGUUGUGGUGUUCUCAUGUCGACAACCGAGUGAGGGACAUGUUUUGCUUUGCCUAUGGCUACAAUCUAGCCGGCUACGGAGGACUGACAGCGAAUUUCAACUUUGCUUUACCCUUAGGAGAUCUCGUGGUAUUCCUAUUGUUGAGGAGGUAUCGAGGUUCCUCGCAGAAGAGCCCCCAGAUGAGGAGCAGAAAGGGACGUCAUUGGGUGGCCGUGAAUACUCUGCAGAAAUUAAACGCAGGAAAGUUCAAGGCGUUUAUAUGUUCUGUGUGGAUAUGUACUCGAAGAAGCAGUCCGAGGAUGGCCAGAGGCAAGUACGGUUUAACCCAAUAGUCUCAUCCAUGACCUGGAACGAUGAAUACUGGCAGUAA
This is a messenger RNA of Diaporthe amygdali, 1701 nucleotides long. RefSeq lists its product as uncharacterized. Bases 1 to 1701 code for a protein of 566 amino acids. The record is from RefSeq and is a predicted model, not a curated record. The transcript has a single exon. Lineage: Eukaryota; Fungi; Ascomycota; Sordariomycetes; Diaporthales; Diaporthaceae.